Molecule: messenger RNA, 480 nt
Organism: Alternaria incomplexa
Lineage: Eukaryota; Fungi; Ascomycota; Dothideomycetes; Pleosporales; Pleosporaceae
Exons: 2
Coding region: 1-480 (159 amino acids)
Biological process (GO): protein acetylation
Molecular function (GO): N-acetyltransferase activity
Source: RefSeq, a predicted model, not a curated record
AUGAGAGUCACUCGCAAGAUAGACGACACGCCCAAUCGUAUGAUUGGGGAUGUGAACCUGUUUUUGUACCCGUCCGAGGACUGUAACGAUGGCGCAGGGGAACAAGGCAAACACGAGACUGGGGAGAUGGACGCGGUGGGCGAAUUGGAGAUAAUGAUUGCCCGGCCUGACGCACGAGGAAAAGGGCUAGCAAAAGAAGCCCUACAGGCGUUCAUCUGGUACAUAUCUACCUCGCUGCCAGCCAUCCUGGACGAGUACGCGAAGGGAGCCAACAACAGAGACAAGCCCAAAUCUCUGAGCUACCUCCGUGUCAGAAUCGACAAGGGCAACAUCCCGAGCCUCAGUCUGUUCAAAACGUUGGGCUUCAGCCAAGUUAGCGAACCUAAUUACUUUGGGGAAGUGGAGCUACGGUCAGAGAUUGCAAGGCACGGGAUAGACAAAGCUUGUUUGUUGGCAAAAAGCGUCUCGUACGAAGACUGA